AAGGUCAUUCAACAUCAAAACGACAAUUCAUUCAUAAGUGUAGGGCUUAGCUGGUCGUUUGCAUAAUAUAGACUUGUACUAUUCUUGGCAGACACAAAGUCGUAUUAAAAUGGACACUCUAGCUGUGACGGGGAUUACAGUGGACAUGUUGGUAAAAUGGCAGGAGAAUGGUGCGGAAGAAAUAUUGAUUCUGGAUAGCAGACCAUUUAUUUCUUACAACGAAGGCCAUAUUGUCACUGCCACGAAUGUCCAUUGCCCCCCGAUUCUGAAACGGCGCUCGGGGGGAUUCGUGGCCCUCGAAAACAUAGUCCCGUGUGCCGAGAAGAGGGAGAAACUGGAGAGCGGGGACUUCAAAAGGGUCGUGGUUUAUGAUGAGGACACUGUCGACCUGGAACUCUCGGCAAAAGACUCGAAUCUGUACUCGGUGUUAAAAAGUCUACGACAACAAAUAGAUUCGAUAGAAGUGGACGAGCUGUGUUAUAUUAAAGGAGGAUUCAAAGAGUUCAGUUCAUUAUACCCCCAGCACUGCCGCUGUCAGUCCAAGCUUCCCACCAGCUGUACUCUGGAGACACCCGAUAAUGCACACAAACAGGAGGCUCCGGUGGAAAUCCUGCCAUUCAUGUACCUGGGGAAUUUCCAGGACGCCUCCAAUCUGGAACUCCUGCACCGCCUGGGGAUCACCUCCCUCAUGAACGUCUCCACCAAGUGUAAGAACCUGUUCGAGGACCAGUUUAGCUACAUGAACAUUCCCGUUGAUGAUAAUCCCAAUGCAGACCUGGCAGCCUGGUUUCCAGAGAGCAACGCUUUCAUUGAUACAGUACGAGAGAAUCAUGGCAAAGUACUGGUUCAUUGUCAGGCGGGAGUCAGUCGCAGCGCCACCAUAUGUCUUGCUUAUCUCAUGUACACCGCCAAGGUGGGGCUCGAGACAGCCUUUGAGCACAUCAAAUCUCGCCGCAGUGUCAUAUCCCCGAAUCUGAACUUCAUGCGACAGCUGGAGAAUUACGAAAAAGAAAUCAAAUCCCACGAUGGGACUCUGAAUACCUCAGUGUCUGAUUCCUCGAUGGACAGUUCAAUGGACACUUCGUCCAAUGAGACGGCUAGCAGUUCUAGUUCAGGGUUACAGUCCAAUAGCAGCUCUAGUCUCUCCCAGGGACAAGUGUUCGGGGGCGGAGCUUUUGACUUUACGUUCAGCCCCACAUUUUCAUCACCAAAUACCCCACUUCUUUCUCCAAGUUAGCUCCUUCCUAUCUCUUUCCCACUCCCCCCCCCCCCCCCCCCCCCCCCCCCCUCCCAUUUCAAAUCCCUCCCUUAGUUCAGUUGUCAUACAGCCAAAGUGUUGUUUGGUUGUACGUGUAGUUUGAUGUAUUUUUUCGUACUAAUACUUGUGCCAAAUGCCACAACAUAUUAUGUUUAUUUAGUCAUGCGACUUUCAACAGUGCAACUUGUUGUCGAUGUUUUCUUUUUUUGUUCUUUGUUUUCUCCUUUAAAAGGCCAAAACUUUACCACUGGAUGGUGCUAUUUCUGAUUUCAAAAGAUAAACAUAUAAGUAAGAGAUCUACCGUCCAACUAGUGUAACCAAAACUUAAAUAUUAAAAAAACCACUGUAUUUCACAAGUAUCAGUAAAUAUUUUUUAAGUUACUAAAGAAACACAUUUAGUUUAAAGCAUGUUAAUGCCGGUAAAAUAUUUGUCAAGAAUAUACUUUUUAUAUAAGCUUCAAUUAUACAAGUAGAAGGUUUGAUCUUUUAUUUGAUGCCACAUGAUAUUUUUCUGGUGUGACAUUUUGUUGUUCACAGAAACCAAAAAGAUCUGAUCAUUUCUGUAAGGAGUUUUUUCUUGUCAUUUUUGAUUUCUUAUAAAAAUAGAUCUCGUGUGAAAUAAUUAGUAAUUUUCAUUUAGAUUUUGAUAUUGGUUGAUAUUUGAUUAUAAUUUUAGGAAGUCUGUCAGGUAGCCGUCGAGGGACCAGUUGAAUUUCUCAGGCAUGUUUAAUAUACGUAAUUCCAAUGAAUAUUUUCUUUUUUUUUCUCGAAAAGUCUCUUUUUUUAAUCCAGGGAAAUCACUUUUUUGUAAACAUUUACAAAGAAAUCAUAAUUAUCAAAUCAAAAAUUUUAAACCGUGAAUUGUAAAUAAUUUUCAUAUAGUAAAUUGUUUAACAUUUCAUUGACACCAAUGUAUUUUUUGUUCUACUUUUUUCUUUUUUUAAAUGGAUAAAAAACACAUAUAUGUAAAACAUAUCCACUCCAACAAGUCUAUAAAUAAGCUUUUAUGUUUAAAAGUUUAAGUUAAAUUUUAUACUUCAAUUUUUUGUCAUUGAAUGCAAUCAUUUUCUGCCUUUUGUUUUGGGUGAAGAUCGAGACACCUAUAAUAAAACCGGAUGUUUGACACCAUCUGAAAUAUUUUAAAUCAUCUAUAUUUCCUGUCAUAAAUUUUUGAUCUUAAUAUUGAUAUAUAUAUAUAUAUAUAUAUCCAGAUCACAAUGCGGAUAAAUGAAUUAAUGUUACUGUAAUACAUGCACAGUACGUUUAACCAAAUUUGAGCAGUCUUAAUCUAUGAAAUUAUCUGUUUGGAAUGGUUUGUAAAGGUUAGAAUAAAAAAGGAUUAAAUUUGCGCCUAAUUAAGGACCCUCUCUUCGCUGCACACAGUGUACCGAAGAUCAUAUAAUUAAGGUGGAAUGGGACACCUCCAUGCUAUAAUGUACUAAUAAUCAAAUAAACAAUAAAAUCAAGUUUAAUUUUAUGAAUAGUUCUUUCCCCCUAACGCCCCUCCUGAAGUUGUCACCUAACAGCAUAACGCAGUGGGUUAGAGGGUUUACUACAAAUCUUCAAGUCAUGAGCUCGAAACGCAUAUGGAAUUUGAAAAUUUUUACCUUUUCAAAAAGUUUUAAAACUUUUUUUUGUUAAAUAUUGCAAAAUUUGAAAAUUCUAAAUUGAUAAAAGUUUUUUUUUUAAUAUACUUUAAUUUACAUUAAAAAUAUAGAUAGAUAUGCAGACAUACCACCUUAGUGAUAAAUACUGUGUGAUGUUUUGCUUUUAGUGAUCUGUUCUUUGAUGUAAAAUAAAACUGCUAUUUACCGUGUAUGAUUUCUAACCAAUUCAUGUUGUGAAACAAAUUGUUUUCAAUAGGUACUUUAUCAAUUUAAUUUUCUCAAAAUUUUUGCACAGAAUCACUUUAUUUUCACUGAAUAUCUUUCCUCAUUGGUUAAUGAUACAUUCCCUAUGUUUAAGACAAUUAGAGGGUCCUUAAUUUUGAUAUUUUUGUGAUAAGGUACAUAUUGGUCAGAAUUAAUGACAUAAUUUACUACAAAAAUGGGCAGUUAAAAGUUAUGAGUACAUACAAUACCAUCCUCAGAUAACGGAAACAGUAUAUACAAUCAUUGUUAAUCUUAAAAUCAUUUUUCUAAAUAUCAGUAUGUAGCAAUUAAAAUAAAAGAUGCAUAAUAUUUUUUCAAAUCAUACCUGACACAAUUUUAAAUCAUUCAAUGUUAUCUGUAUGACAUCAGCAAAGUUGUGCAUAUACAAACAAGCAAGAAGAAAUCCACUUGUGACAAAAUGUUGUGUGUAAACCAUUAGCAGAAUUUCAUGACAGUGUAAAUAAUGAUUGUAAUGUUGAAUAGUGUAUAUGUUAGCUUUCUGUAAUUUUGAUUUAUUUUGUUUACCCUUUUUUUCUGGGAAUUAUUAUAUUCUUUAAAUCUUGUUUCUGUAUCGCUUACAUUCAGUUAUUAGCUAUUAUUGUGUAAAAGCUUUAGAAGACUAAGAAGGCAGGAGAGGUUCCCCCCUUUGAUGUUACAUAAAUAUAAGCUUCAUGGUUAAUUUUUCCAGGAUAUAACAUGAAACAUUUUAUGCAGAAGUUUAUUUAUUGUAAUUUUUUUUUCAUUUUUCAUUUUAUUUUAAACAAAUUUUUGUGUUUAUACAUGUAUAUUAUUAUUCAGAGUUAAAACUUGAUUUUUUUUUUCAUGUAUUCAGUUUUUUUUUCUUUGUUAAGAAAACUUGUGCAAGUUGAUGUUUUAGUAGUUUCAAGGUUACAAGAUGCAUAUCUUUAAACACUUUGUGAGAUUGUUGUCAAAAAUACUCUAGGAGAGAAAUAAUGUGUUGUAUAGAACGGCCUGGAUUCUUAGAAGAAGGCUUCAAAACAAAUAACAGUACACAAAACUUCUUGUGAAAAGAAUAAUGAUUUGUUUUACAUGUAUGUGAUUUGCGAAAUCCAAAGUAAAAAUUUAAAACUGUU
Messenger RNA from Magallana angulata, 4223 nucleotides. Its product is annotated as dual specificity protein phosphatase 4-like. Gene Ontology annotation, biological process: negative regulation of MAPK cascade; protein dephosphorylation. Gene Ontology annotation, molecular function: protein tyrosine/threonine phosphatase activity; MAP kinase tyrosine/serine/threonine phosphatase activity. Lineage: Eukaryota; Metazoa; Mollusca; Bivalvia; Ostreida; Ostreidae. Bases 110 to 1237 code for a protein of 375 amino acids. The record is from RefSeq and is a predicted model, not a curated record. Gene Ontology annotation, cellular component: nucleus; cytoplasm. The transcript has 4 exons.